Symbiodinium pilosum is the source of this 2910-nucleotide messenger RNA. Lineage: Eukaryota; Dinophyceae; Suessiales; Symbiodiniaceae. The record is from the annotation of a GenBank genome assembly.
AUGGCUGUCGCUCGAGGUCGCACUGCCCGCGCUGCCCUUCUGUUGGCCCUUGUCGUGCCUGCCACGCUUUGCUUCACCGGUGCCUUGGCGCCAGCCUCCCAGGGCCGCACUGCUCGCGCCGCCGAGGCUGCCACCGGCUCCAGCGGCUCCUCCUCGGUCGCGCUGGUGAAGGUCACAAAGGAGAACAGCAUCGCCACUGCUGGCGUCCUGGGUGGCGUGACCGGCCUCCUGCUUGGCGGCUUCUGGAUUGGCGCUGCAGGUUUCGUCGCAACCUCCUACUUGGCAAAGAAGGAGGACUCCGAUGUUGCCACUGUGCUGAAGGGCGUUUCGAGCGCAUCUCUGGAGGCGAUCAAUUUUGUGGACUACCUGAACUCCAAGUACGACGUCACCUCCAAGGUUGGCACCGCCCUGAAUGAUGCCUUGGAGAAGUCCGACAGCGAGACCACCUCCACCGUGAAGGGCUCCCUGGACACCGUUGGCGAUGCUAUCACUAGCUUCGACAAGGAUGUGGGCAUCAAGGAUACCCUCGGCUCCCUCAUCCUCUCCGGCACAGACCUUGCAAAUCAGCUGGCCGCCAAGGUUGUGGAGCUGAACGACCAGUACAAGGUCACCGACCAGAUCAAGGCCAAGAUUGAUGAGUCCCUGGAGAGUAAAGCUGAAAAAGAGUGCUUGCCAUUUGCAUUCUUAGUGUUGCAAAGAGUGGUUCUUCCUGAGUCCAAGUGGUGCUACAUGUGGACGGACGUUGCCAAGCUGGGUCAGCAUGGCGCUCCGCUUCAGGAAGAGCAGGAUGUUGUCAGAGUCGAUGCCAAUGGUAUCGAACUCGCCACAGCACUCCAGGAGGCAGCUGCCAGGGUCUCGGAGAUUAUCGAGAGGGCAGAGUGGCUUCUGGAUCCAACCUCGGCAGAAGCCAAGUCUGCAGCGGAGGGCGCGCGGUCCUUCGUGAAGCUCUUCUUCGAUGAGGGCCAGGCCCGGAGUCCAGAAGCCCUCCACAGCGCCGCGAAAGAUCUGCCGCGGCUGGUAGUGGAUGGCUUCGAUCGUGAGCAGAUUUGGGAAGAGAUGGAGGUGCAAAAUGUGCCUCUUCGCCAGCAUUUGCGCAAGCGAGUCUCGAAACUUGCAGUAGCACCCAAGGGAGCCAUUGACCUCACGCUUGCUGCGAGCCAACCGGUCCUUGAGGAUGAUCGUGCGGAAGCAGCCUUCGACACAGCAGAAGAUGCUGAGGAAACUCUGAAGGAGGCUCGGGCAAAGAAGAGCACAAAGAAAGGGCGGCCAGCAGAAGCCGCCGCGGAGAAAGAGGAACAAGAGGCUUUGCCGGAUGAGCUGAUAGAGCCUCAAGAGGCUGACACAUCUGGCAAAGAGGACUUCUUCAGCCUUGAAGACAUGGAAAAGUUUGCUGAUAUGGCUGACAAAGGUACCAUGAGGCUCGACGAGGAUGCAGACGAAAGCGAUUUCGAUCUCCUCGAGGCCGGAGAUGGUGAUGAAGGUGACGACGCGGUAAACGCGAAAUUCUCGGAUUUCUUCGGGGCACCAGAUAGCAAAGUCGCAAAGCCCGCCGGGAAGGCUGCAAAGGCCAGCCAAGAAAGAAAGGCAGAGCUGAUGCAAGAGGAAGAGGAAGAGGAGGAUGAGGCCCUGGAUGAGGGCGAGGAGGAGGAGGAGGAGGCAGAAGGCGACCUGGAGGAGCUAGAUGAAGAGGAGAAGGCCUUGGAGGCCCAGCUCAAGGCACUGCAGUCUCAGGGCGACCAGGAUGACGAGGGCGAGGAGGAGGAAGAAAAGGAGGUGGACGAAGAGGGCGAGGUCUCUGGCAAUGAAGAGGAUGCGGAUGCUGCAGGAAAGCGCAAGCCUAAAGCAAAGGAGAAGUCGCUCUACGAAAUGGACAGGCGUCUGCAGUCGUUGGAGGAGGAGGUGCGAAAGCUGGAAGAAGAACAGCUACAGGAAAAGAGCUGGGAAAUGAAGGGAGAGGUCACUGCACGCCAUCGGCCUUUGAACUCCUUGCUGGAGGUGGCAUUGGACCAGCCAAUGACCCACUUCGCUGCACGCCGAGCAGAGGAGACAGCAGGUGAUGCCGAGCUUGAUGAACAGGCACUCGAGGAUGCGCCUGGUGCUGACGCAGCCGCGGCGCGACGGCCAAAGUUGGACCUCGAGGCCAUCAUCAAGCAGCGUAUUUGGGACGAAUCUUACGACGAUGUGGUUCGAAAGGCCCAGCUCCCGCCAUCCCAGCGACCGCAAGGGGCAGACGAGGAUGCCGUGGAGACCUUGAACUUCGAGAAGAGCCGUGUGGGUCUCGGCGACAUCUAUGCAAAGCAGUACGAGGCAGAGAUGCUCGGUCACCAAACAGAUCAGCAGAAAGCCGAAGACAAGGAGAAGGCUGAGCUGAAGCAGCUUUUUGCCAAGCUGAUGUACAAGCUAGACCUGCUGUCGAAUGCCCACUUCACGCCCCGGCCUCCCAUGGCUGGCACGUCGGCUGAGGGUCUCAAGGUGCCUUCGCUGAAAAUGGAGGAGACCAUCCCCCUGAUGGUUUCGGACGCCACGCUGCAAGCGCCAGAGGAGCGAAAAGCGCCACGGCGACAUGUCAAGGACCAAGCAGAGCUUACCCCGGAUGAGAAGGCAGCUGUGCGCCGCACACGGAAAGCCGCGCGUUCAAAGCGGCUUCAAGACAAGGUCGAAAGCGGCGAAAUGUCGCUGGCAGGACGUCGCGAAAGAGAUGCCAAGCUGCAGGAGAAGAACAAGGCGGCAAAGGAGGAGAAGGCCGCUCGAGGUCAAGUCAAAGAACAGAAGAAGCGGCUUAAAGCCAGCGAGCUGCUGUCACAGGCUGCGGAGAACGCCAAGUCCGACAUAUCAAAGAAGGAUGCUGUAAAGAAGCAGCGCGAAGCCAGACCAGAGAACACACCAGCCUCGAAGCGCUUAAAGCUUUGA